Molecule: messenger RNA, 1519 nt
Organism: Chlorella variabilis
Lineage: Eukaryota; Viridiplantae; Chlorophyta; Trebouxiophyceae; Chlorellales; Chlorellaceae
Exons: 10
Coding region: 82-1491 (469 amino acids)
Molecular function (GO): UDP-glycosyltransferase activity
Source: RefSeq, a predicted model, not a curated record
CCAAACCUGCAUGCCCACCAGACCCAUGGUGGAACCCAGUGCCGGACCGUAGACCCAAGUAGCAGCCCGUUUGACGUAACGAUGUCGCUUGCGCAGGCUGCACUCCUGCUGCUCGCUGCUGGCUCUGUGGUGGGUGGUCAUCGACAUCCCACACUGGCGAUCGUCAUGCUGCCAGGUGGCCAAAGCCACGCAUUCCAGGGUAUCGCCAUUGCUCGCAGCAUGCGGGGCAGGGGCUGGCGCACCGCGAUGGUGCUGCCUGAUUUCGACCACGACAAUUUGGAGGGCAAGAAACUGCUGGGUGGCGGCCUGGAAACUGUGGUGUUUAAGACACCACCAUACACCAACAAACGUUUUCAGGAAGAGAUGUUGAAGCAGGAAGAGCUGAUGGAGCUAAAAACAAACCUGCACGAGUUCGUCGCCAUGCACGCCCGCCACUUUGAGCAAAUGUGCCGGCACUUACUUGACGACGGCGCUGCCAUGGAUGCCCUGCGAGGCUUGGAUGCUGACAUGCUCCUUCUAGAUGUCCUCUUCUCUUGCGGCGAGGCAAUUGCAGAGCUGUUGCAGACGCGUGUGAUGCUUCUGGACCCUGUGGACAUUGUGGACCCUUUCAUGAGCAAGUUGGACCGCUUCCCGUACUCCCUUGCUGUCCACGCCGCCAUGGGAUCAGGCCUGGUGCACCCCAUGCUCGUGGGGCCUCUGCUGGGUGGCGGAGAAGCCAAGCCGCUGCCAGCCGACCUAUCCGCCAUUUUGGAGGGAGCAGGACCAAGGGGGGUGGUGUAUGUCAGCUUUGGCACCACUUUCCGGCCCUCCAGCUGCGAUGUGGUGCACGGCCUGGCGGCAGCGCUGUCUGCUGUAAACACCACUGUGAUAUGGGCUGUGGACCUUGCCCACCUUCCAGUUGGCUGCCCUCUGGAUGUGGCCAGCCUGCCGCCCAGCAUUCAUGUGAUGCGUUGGGUGCCUCAAGACGACCUGCUGAGCCACCCACAGCUCAGGGCCUUUUUGUCGCAUGCGGGGGUCAACAGCAUCUAUGAGGCCGCCCGUCGCGGCAAGCCCAUGGUGUGCAUGCCCUUGGCUGGUGAUCAGUAUGACGGUUGUGCCAAGGCGGUGAAGGGCGGCUGGGGACUUCAGUUCAAAAAGGGAGACCUCAGCCCGUCGACUGCCCACAAGCUGGCAGCCAUGCUGGAGCAAGCGGCGGCAAAAGACUCCCCACUUGCACAGCGUGCGGCUGUUGUGAGCGGCAUGCUGAAUGCGCACCCGCGGCCAGCAAUGGAGCUUGCAGCAGACUGGAUUGAGUAUGCGCUGGCGUUGCCGCCAGAUGCGGACCUGUCUGACCCGGCUGUGGCCAUGCCUCAUUGGAAGCGCUACUGCCUGGACGUUUACGCCGUGGCGGCAGUGGCCGUUGCGGCAGUGCUCGGCGUCGCCGCGCUGGUGCUGCGGCUUGCGUGGCGCGGGUUGAUGGGCUUGCGGGUGAAGCACGGCAAAAUGGAGUGAUCAGUACAAUUGUAACUUUCUCUUCCGA